Messenger RNA from Sphaeramia orbicularis (orbiculate cardinalfish), 2334 nucleotides. Its product is annotated as post-GPI attachment to proteins factor 2-like. Bases 57 to 821 code for a protein of 254 amino acids. The transcript has 6 exons. Gene Ontology annotation, cellular component: Golgi membrane; endoplasmic reticulum membrane. Lineage: Eukaryota; Metazoa; Chordata; Actinopteri; Kurtiformes; Apogonidae. The record is from RefSeq and is a predicted model, not a curated record. Gene Ontology annotation, biological process: GPI anchor biosynthetic process.
AUAUAGACGGUUUGGGAGAAAACAGUAAACAGAGAUUCUUUCAGAUUUCAUCUAAAAUGCUGCAAGGAUCAAAUAUUUUGGGGCAUGAGAGGCCCUUGGUCAUUCGGGUGUCUUUCGCCUCAUGUGUGUUGGGUACAGUUUGCCUACCACUGCUUGGACUAAUCACUUGUGUCUUCAUAUCUUCUAUUUUUCAUUUUGAGGACUCCACUGGUACUCAUUGCCAGGUUCCUAAUUAUCUGCCAUCCAUUAGUGCCUCUAUUAGUCUAAGUCCUGAGUGCCACAUAUGGCGGUUCUGCAUCGGACUACACUCAGCCCCCAGGUUCCUGGUGGCUUUCACCUACUUUAAGUUUUACAAGGCACGUUUCACCUCGAGGUUUCCUGAGAGUUUGCUCAGCUGCCUGAGCCUGGUGUUCUCUAUCUCUGAAAACCUUGGCCUCUUGCUUCUCACAUAUGUGUCAUCCAGUGAAACAUACUUUGUACAUAAGGAGGGUUUUGUGCUGUUCAUUAUCAGCUCUAUUAUCUACAUGUCGAUAACCUGUCGUUUAUGGAGGACUAUAAAGAAACAUUCAUUAAAUCCUGAGGAUGCAAAGUCUCACCAUUGGAAAGUACGUUUCCUGGUCCUCAAUGCAUGUUUCUGUGCUUUUGCUGGAUUCUUCUACUGGAAACACAACAUGUACUGUGAAUCAGGAAGUUACACAUUUUUUGCCCUGUUUGAGUAUCUAGUGGUCUUCUCCAACAUGGCCUUCCAUCUCACAGCCGUAUGGGACUUUAAGAGCAGGGAGGUCAUGGUUGUUUCAUCCUCUGAGGACAAAGACUUCUGACUAGAAACUCAAGGACUAAGUGAUAAGUACACGACCGCCACGCCUGGAGGUAAUGACCCAGAGCUGGUUCAAGAGGAAGAGUGGAACGAAGAACUUUUCCACAUAUUUCCAUGAUGGCAGCUCGGACAGAAGAUGUCAGGCAUGGACAAAAAAAAAAAAAAAAACACAAGACAAGACAAACAAAGGUGCAAAUAUAUGGGCUCAGAUUAGUGAGCUCAGAGUGUGUGGCACAGUGAUGCCUUCAUCUACUGACAGUUUUAAUGUAAUUUCAACGUUUUUACAAUGCACAGUAAGUUUAUGGUCAUGUUGUUUGUGCCAAAGUAAAGUGACCUUUCUUCAAGUUUGAUUGACUUUCAGUUUGUACUUUUAUUUGCAAAAAGGGAAAAUAUCUUUACAUGAUUUCAUAAUGAAUGGACAUAAGCAGGGGAAGAGUAUUUGUACUGAAUAUGACUGCAAAUGAUGACCUGAAUUUCCAUGCAGGCUCUAAUUUUAUCAUUGUAAAUUUUUGAUCAGUUUUCAGAACUGGAUUCUGCGUACUUCAUGUGUCCUCAAUCUUAAUCUACUUCAGGUAUUAUGAGCCCACAGCGCUUACCACCACAGUGACCCAAAAGUUAAUACUGCUGGAUAAAACCAAGGUAUCAAAUGAAACUUGUAUUUUUUGCCAGCAUUGGCUUUAAAAAAGUGAAAUUAAACUGAACGGAAAUUGAGGUCUGCAAGUAUGUGUACAUGUCUCAACAUCACAUUGUGAGGACCAGCUGACUCAUUACAUGUACUCAGUGUAAUGCAGGUUUUACUAUGGGUCAGGUUUCAUGGAUGUCUUUAAGUUUUGUCAAAUAUCUUGAUUCAUGCCUGUGUUACUGUAGAGACCAGUUGGUGGUGAUGUACUGGACUGGAUUAAAUUAAAUCAAAGUGGUGACUCAGUGUUAACAGUUAUUCUAAUGGAUUAUUAUUCAAGGAUACAUUAAUCUUUAUAGUGCAAACACAUUUCCUCAUAAAUACCACAAGACAUGCAGCCUAAAUAAAGCUACCAAUUAGAAACAACCAAAGAGUUACUUCAGAAAUUUACAAAACUGUCUAUUUUUACCUAAAAUAUGAUCAUUUAAUUCAUUAUCACAAACCCAAUGAGGCUGAAGUAAAUGGAAAAGGAAGGAAAUAAGUUAACUUGUCCUUAGAUGCUACAAAUGCAUAAAUGCUGUGUAAUAUUUUAUAUCUUUUAUUGGGAAAAAUGUGGAUUUAGUCACACAACAAUACAAAAAAAUAGGAUUUUUGAAGGAUUAUAAUCACUAAAUUCCAUGAUGAAGUGAUACUCAUGAUAUCUUGAAAACUAUAGCCACUUAUACCACUUUGACUUUUCCACAAACAAUGCACAAGCGAAAACUUCUUUAAAAAUUAAAUCACAUUAAAUACUGAGUUUUAUUUGUGUUUUAUACACAUUUUAGUGUGAAUGCAUAGCUAAAAUUUAUGUCUCUCUGAAACCCUCUGUUGCUGCUGUUUUGGCUAGGACACUCUUAAG